Molecule: messenger RNA, 1263 nt
Organism: Emys orbicularis (European pond turtle)
Lineage: Eukaryota; Metazoa; Chordata; Testudines; Emydidae
Gene: TADA2B
Product: transcriptional adaptor 2B
Exons: 2
Coding region: 1-1263 (420 amino acids)
Biological process (GO): regulation of transcription by RNA polymerase II; chromatin remodeling
Cellular component (GO): SAGA-type complex; nucleus
Molecular function (GO): chromatin binding; transcription coactivator activity; zinc ion binding
Source: RefSeq, a predicted model, not a curated record
AUGGCGGAACUGGGGAAGAAGUACUGCGUGUACUGUCUGGCUGAGGUGAGCUCGCUCCGUUUCCGUUGCACCGAGUGCGCCGACAUCGAGCUCUGCCCAGACUGCUUUUCGGCAGGCGCCGAGAUCGGGCCGCACCGCCGAUGGCACGGCUACCAGCUGGUGGACGGCGGCCGCUUCACCCUCUGGGGGGCCGAGGCCGAGGGCGGCUGGAGCAGCCGGGAGGAGCAGCUGCUGCUGGACGCGAUCGAGCAGUUCGGCUUCGGCAACUGGGAGGAUAUGGCUGCUCAUGUUGGAGCAUCCCGAACUCCCCAGGAAGUGAUGGAACACUAUGUAAGCAUGUAUAUCCAUGGCAACCUUGGAAAAGCCUGCAUCCCUGACACUAUACCUAACAGAGUGACAGAUCACACUUGUCCUAGUGGUGGCCCACUUUCUCCUAGCCUGACCACACCCCUCCCUCCUUUGGACAUAUCAGUGGCGGAACAGCAGCAGUUGGGAUAUAUGCCACUUCGAGAUGACUAUGAGAUUGAGUAUGACCAGGAUGCUGAGACUCUGAUCAGUGGUCUUUCAGUGAACUAUGAUGAUGAUGAUGUGGAAAUAGAAUUAAAAAGAGCUCACGUUGAUAUGUAUGUAAGAAAACUUAAGGAGAGGCAACGGAGGAAAAACAUUGCACGAGAUUAUAAUCUGGUACCUGCCUUUCUUGGGAAGGAUAAAAAGGACAAGGAAAAAACUCCAAAACGGAAGAUCACAAAAGAAGAAAAGGAGUUGAGGUUAAAACUGAGGCCUCUCUAUCAAUUCAUGUCUUGUAAGGAGUUUGAAGACUUCUUUGAAAACAUGCACAAGGAGAGGGUACUUCGAGCAAAGAUUCGAGAACUGCAGCGGUACCGUCGAAAUGGAAUCACCAAAAUGGAAGAGUCAGCAGAAUAUGAGGCAGCUAGACAUAAACGGGAGAAGAGGAAGGAGAAUAAAAAUAUAGCCAAUUCCAAGAGAGGAAAGGAAGAUGGUAAGGAUGGGGAAUUUGCUGCAAUUGAAAAUCUGCCUGGCUUUGAACUCUUAUCAGACAGAGAAAAGGUGCUCUGUAGCUCUCUAAAUCUGAGUCCGGCACGUUAUGUGACUGUGAAAACUAUAAUUAUUAAAGACCAUCUCCAAAAAAGACAGGGUAUUCCCUCAAAAAGUCGCCUUCCCAGUUAUUUGGACAAGGUACUAAAGAAAAGGAUUUUAAACUUCCUAACAGAAAGUGGUUGGAUAUCUAGGGAUGCUUCAUGA